AUGGGCUGGGAACCCAGACCCAAGGGAGAACCAAAGACCCAUGUGAGAACCCAGACCCAAGGGAGAACCCAUACCAAUGGGAAUCCAGACCCAUGUGAGAACCCAGACCCAAGGGAGAACCCAGACCAAUGGGAAUCCAGACCCAAGGGAGAACCCAGACCAAUGGGAAUCCAGACCCAAGGGAGAACCAAUGACCCAUGUAAGAACCCAGACCCAAGGGAGAACCCAGACCCAUGGGAGAACCCAGACCAAUGGGAAUCCAGACCCAAGGGAAAACCAAGACCUAAGGGAGAACCCAGACCCAAGGGAGAACCCAGACCCAAGGGAGAACCCAGACCUAAGGGAGAACCGACCAAUGGGAAUCCAGACCCAAGGGAGAACCCAGACCCAAGGGAGAACCCAGACCCAAGUGAGAAUCGAGGCCCAAGGGAACCCAGACCCAAGUGA
Molecule: messenger RNA, 447 nt
Organism: Haliotis rufescens (red abalone)
Lineage: Eukaryota; Metazoa; Mollusca; Gastropoda; Lepetellida; Haliotidae
Product: keratinocyte proline-rich protein-like
Exons: 1
Coding region: 1-447 (148 amino acids)
Source: RefSeq, a predicted model, not a curated record